UGUGAUUUUUUUGCGUUAACCGCCAAAAGUUAAGUGUAACGUUUUAUAGGUGUGGCAUUGUGUUUGUAACUUUGUUACUAAUAAUAUAAACAUAUACAGUGUAGCGCAUACGGGGAAUAUAAUAUAGCCUAACUUCAUCAGGUGCAAUAUUGGAGCAAAUAUUUGUGAUAUUUUUAUUGGCAUAUGUUUGUAAAAACAUAAUUAACAAUACAACUCCACAAUGCCUGUGCUGGAAUCAUGUUGGUCGCCAUGUAUUUGGGCGUCAACGGUGAAGAGUGGCAGUCGUGCGGUGGCAGUGUACACGGCAGCUAUGGGUGUUGUGCUCAUAACGUUUAUACUGUACCAGAUGUUGGGUGGAGACUCUACACAGUUGUGGAACCCUUUGUUUGAGGCAGAUGUAAGAGGAUCGCUGCAAGUAUUUGGAAUCAUUUUUAUUUGCAUUCUGACAAUUCUUAUUGUAUCAUCAAUAUUUAUGGUUAUUGGCAUCAACAUUUGGAUGAGAGGGCUCAUCCUGCCGUGGCUGAUCACAAUGGGGCUUAUUAUAUUGUUCCAAUUAAUAUUUGGUCUAUGGUUGCUUGGAGGAUAUUAUAUUUAUCUUGAUGCUACAUUUGCAGCCUUCAUAGAUUUCCUGUGGAUGGCAUACAAUAUAUACUGCUGGUUGUGUGUACUGUCACAAUAUCAAAUUAUACUCGAAAUGCAAUCGCCAAAUAUCGAGAUAUUGAUCGAGUAUUAACAUAUCAAAUAUAAUAUAAGUUUAUAUUUAAGUUGUAGUUAUUUUUGACAUUUUAUUUGACGAGCCACUAAAAUAUAUUUAAACAAAGCUGUAGAUAUUUUAGAGUAUAGGAAUAGUAUACUUUUUUUUUAAAUAGAGCAUUUUUAUUGGUCGAUAGACGUGUAAUUUUACGUAAUGAGUAUGUAGAAUUGAAAAAGAAAAUAUAACCAUAGACACUAGUGACUAUGUCAUACUAUGUUAUGAAAUUAUGUAAGGCAUACUUACAAUACCAUAAUCAUAAUAUUAUUUAGGAAUAUUCUGAUAUCAGCGACAAUUUCGGAGCGUAGAGCCAGAAAACUUACCAUGCGAGUUGUAGGACAAUGUGUCUGUUUAAUUAUAUAUAUAUUAAUUACGCAACAAUUAAAUCAUAAAUUUUUUAAUCCCAGCGAAAAGAAGAUGCGAAAAUUUAAAUUUCCUUGCGGAAAAUUAGCUUCUAAACAAGAAAUAGUAAAAAAAUCUUGAAACAUCAAUUAUACAGUAUCAAAAUCAACUAAUGAAAAUGCUCUUUUGCAGUAGUGAAAUACCAUAUUUCUUAGGAUAAAUAUUUUAUGUGUUCAAUGAAAUAUUUUUUUAAAUGUUAAAAUCAACAUUAAUUUUAUGAUGAAGAAUUAGGUAUUUUCAAAUCAAAUCAGAUAUGUUAUAGUUAUUUAAUUUUAGAUUAUUUUUCAUGUACAAUGUACAUGAAAGUUUAAUUGGUUUCGAAUCUCAUACUAUUUACUAUUUUUGUGACACUGUAAUAAAAAAAAACAAAUGAAAGGACAACUCGUUCAUCUAAAACGAGUCAGCAGUCCAAUGAUAAGUAAUGAUUCACAAAAUUGUGUAUUUAUACAUAUUUUUAAAAUAUUUCAGCCAUAUGUUUAUUUAAUCUUACGAUUUAAAAAGUCAAAGUGAAGGUUUAUUAUUCACCUUUGUAAAGUUUGAAGUUUAAAAGUAAGUUCUAAUGUUCUACUUUAAACUGUCAAUCUUGCAGAUACGAUUUUGUUCUUGGAAAUUGUCGAAAAAAGUGCCUAAUAUUAAAAAAAAAACAGUCAGCUGUUAAAUUGGCAUAUAAGAUUUUAUUCUUAAGAAACUGUUGAAAUAAGUGCCAGAGUUGUUUAAUAAAUUUAAAUCUACAUUUAACUUUAAUGAAUAUGAAUCGUCUGAGACAAUCCGUCCAUUUUUAUUUACAAUAUUUUAUUUUAAUUUUUGGCUUUGUAACAUGUAGCUGCUAAUAAUAAUGUAAAAAUGUAUGAUUUGUAAAAUUCCACCGAAACAUUGUAUAGUCUUUAUACUUAUUGUUUCAUAUUUGAAAUUCUUUAAUACUAUAUACACGAUUCUCAUUGGCUUUAUUCCUCAUGUUUGUGAGCCAGACUAGUAGUUUAAAAGUAAGUGAAAUAUGUUUCGUUCGUUCUAUUUUGUUAAUCUUGCAGAUACGAUUUUGUUCUUGAAAACUGUCGAAUAAAGUGCCUGAUGUUAUAAAAUGUUUAUCUACUAUUAGCUUUAAUGAAAUUGUCUGCAACAAUCCGUCCUCAUAUUUUUACAAUGACACAAUUUAUGAUUAAUGUUUUUGCUUUGUAUAUGUAGUGGCUGUUGAUGUAUGAUUUAAAAAAAAUCCACCGACAAAUUUUAUUAUUAUUUUUAUACUUAUAUGACUUGUAAAACCAUGUAAUCUUUUUAUUUAACUUAAAAAUUACAAAUGACAUUUUUAUAUAUU
Molecule: messenger RNA, 2465 nt
Organism: Bicyclus anynana (squinting bush brown)
Lineage: Eukaryota; Metazoa; Arthropoda; Insecta; Lepidoptera; Nymphalidae
Gene: pasi1
Exons: 6
Coding region: 221-733 (170 amino acids)
Source: RefSeq, a predicted model, not a curated record